AUGCGCAACCUCAGGAAUAUUCGUUUUUCGGAAGUCCCGCUGCUUGGUGGGCUUCCGUUGGCCGCCACUGCGUGGGAUGCCUCAACGGACUCGCUGAUAUGCGCAUUUGGUCCGGCGGAGGAUAACGCAGUGAUCGAGCUGAAGAGAAAGCUGCAGCAUGAAGAUGCCAAUCCUGAGGCGCUGCCUGGGGACAUGUCCCUGAUUGCAUCCUGGGACGCGCCUUGCCCAAACCCGGAGAUGAAGUGUGAUCGCAUAUUGUCUUUGCAGUACUUCCCCGACACAUUGAUAAUAUGCCUGGUGCUUGAAGGCGGAGAUAUCAUUGUCGUUCGUGAAGAGCCUCAGCCAGGAGAGGACAAGAUUGAAAUUGUUGGCAGCGUUGAUGCCGGUAUAUCUGCUGCCGCUUGGUCUCCUGACGAGGAGCUGCUGGCCAUCUCUACAAAGGCAAACACUCUACUCUACAUGACCAGAGACUUUGAAGGCGCUGCGGAUAUUGCUUUAAGCCAGGAAGAUCUCAAGAUAUCCCAACAUGUCUCCGUGGGCUGGGGAAAGAAAGAGACUCAGUUCCAGGGGAAACGAGCGAAAGCUCUUCGAGAUCCAACAGUGCCAGAGAAAGUUGACGAAGGAAAACUAAGCGAGUUUGAUGACGGGAAAAACACUCUCAGCUGGAGAGGCGAUGGUGCAUAUCUCGCUCUUAAUAGCAUUGAGACUGGCAUUCGUCGAGUUAUCCGUGUCUAUUCUCGAGAAGGUGCAUUGAAUAGUGUGAGUGAGCCAGUAGAUGGACUAGAGGGUGCUCUAAGCUGGCGGCCAUCGGGCAAUCUCAUUGCUGGCAUCCAACGGCUUGAUGAUAGGAUCGGUGUUGUCUUCUUUGAAAGAAACGGGCUGCGACAUGGCCAGUUUACUCUUCGGUUAUCAAAGGAGGAACGACUAAGCUGGGCAUCCAACAUCACUCUCGCCUGGAAUGUUGAUUCAAAUGUGCUUGCAGUCCAGUUCAAAGAUAGGAUCCAGCUUUGGACAACAGGAAAUUACCAUUACUACCUCAAACAAGAAGUCUCACUAUCAAUCGAUGGGGCAUCACCACUUUGCACGUUCCGCUGGCAUCAUGAGAAAGCGAUGCGUUUCACCGCAAGCUCGCCAAGUAUGUAUAGUUCAAGUAUCCUCUCCUCUGUUUGGGUACCAAGAAAAUUGCUAACAUCGUUUGAAGCCUCGUUGAUUGAUACCGAUUGGGUAUUUGAGGUUGCGGCCGGUUCGACCAUCAUUCCUAAUGACUUUGGUUCUACCGCUGUAAUCGAUGGAUGCACCUUAAAGUUGUCUCCGUUGAAGGUAGCAACAGUGCCUCCCCCGAUGGCACUUUGCGAACUUGCCCAUGACUCAAAUAUUAUUGAUGUGGCGUUUAGCAAGACGAGCGCAAAAAUUGCUAUCCUCAGCGCAGCUUCAUUUACGAUAUACACUUGGAAUCUCAAGUCUACCUCUCCCCUUGAAGCAACACUACACUCCUCAUAUGCCAUUUCUCCGUCCAGGCGCCCUAGGCUAAUCGCUUUUCUUGGUGAGGACGAUAUCUACGUAGUAACGCAAGAUGAAUUUGGCGGAGAAGUAGUUGAGUGGACAGGACUACAAUCGAAUGCUUCUAAACCCGUCUUUCUUCCUGAGGAGGGAGUUCAUAUAUCCUCUAUUUUCCCCGAUUCUGAGCAGGAGAAACUUUGGAUUGCCCACAUAUCUCCGAGCAAACGAGUCAGAAGUUAUAGCUUUGUUCGAAACAACGAAGCCGAGGACUCUUCCGUUGUUACAUGGCAAGAGGGGCCCGCAACCGACACAAGCUGGGCCCGUGCUAUCCAAGUUCCUAGCGGGGAUGAUAUAUUGUUCACGCUUUCUCGGUCCGGAGCUCUGUAUGCCAAUAAGCGAUUGCUCACCAAAAGCGUUACAUCUUUUCUCCUGACUUCUGCACAUCUGAUCUAUACAACUGCGCAGCAUCUACUUAAAUUUGUUCACAUAGCUAAAGUUGAUGAUCUUGAAAUACCAGGGGAUACCCCGGAAGAGGAUGAGAGGUGUCGAAGCAUUGAGCGUGGAGCCAAAUUAAUUACUGCCAUGCCCUCUAAGCUCGGCCUUACCCUACAGAUGCCUCGAGGGAAUAUAGAAACAAUCUACCCUCGAGCUUUUGUCCUGGCAGGUAUCCGUGGCUACAUUGAAAACAAGAAAUAUAAAUCAGCCUACCUGGUUUGUAGAGCACAGAUGGUGGAUAUGAACAUCCUCUAUGACUAUAUGCCCGAACAGUUUUUGGAUAAUAUACCGCUCUUCCUUGAUCAAGUGAAGAGGGUCGAGUUCAUUGACGAGUUUCUAUCUCGUCUAAGAAACGAAGAUGUAACAAAGACAAUUUACAAGGAUACUCUUAAGCUUUCGCAGCCGACAGAAGUCUCUCGAGGCAACGCUCCCGGGUCAGAUCAGGCGCCGGCUACCUCCUUUGGUAAAAUUAAAGCUGAGAACAAAGUGAACAAGAUUUGCGAUGCAUUUAUAGCCAUCCUCUCUCACCGAAUUGAUACCAAUCUUCAAAAUCUUGUUACCUCGCACGUUUGCAAGUCUCCCCCAGAUCUUGAUGCUGGGCUUAGCCUUGUCGCCAAAUUACGCGCUAACGCUGAAACAGAACGGAACGCAGAACAGGCAGAGGAAGCAGUAGAGCAUAUGUGCUUCCUUACAGAUGCCCACCAACUUUUCAACUAUGCACUAGGUCUAUAUGAUCUUGAGCUUACGUUGAUGGUGGCUCAGCAAGCUCAACGAGACCCGAGAGAAUACCUCCCAUUCCUUCAGAAGUUACAUGGUAUUUCAGAGCUUCAACGCAAGUUUGAAAUUGACAAUCACCUUGGUCGUUUCAAUAAAGCUUUGAAGACUCUACAUGCAUUGGGCUCAUAUGAUGAUCUGAAAUUGUACACAAUCAAACAUGGCCUUUAUAAGGAUGCAUUGGAGUUGUAUAAGUACCAGCCAGAGCUUUUGUGGGAUAUGACUCAAUUGCACGCAGAUUACCUAUACGACCAGUCAAACUACAAAGAAGCUGCUAUCGCUUACGAAUCUCUUGGAAUGUUCAAGCCUGCUUAUGAAUCGUACAAGCUGGCGCAUAUGUGGCGAGAAUCACUUUACUGUGCAGCCUUAGUUCCGCUAUCAGAAACCGAUAUGAAUGAAUUAGCCACAUCCCUAGCCUCCACGCUCACAGACGAAAAUAAAGACUACGUCUCCGCUGCACGUAUUCAAUCAGACUACCUUCAUGACAUUCCUACCGCAGCACGGCUGCUUUGCAAAGGUUCUCAGUUUGGCGACGCAUGUCGGCUACUUGUCCUACACAACUAUCAAGACCGAGUCUCCGAAAUUGUUGACCAUGGCCUUGCAGAAGCAAUGGGAACUAUGACCGAACUUCUAGCAGACUGCAGAAGCCAACUACAAGCACAGGUGCCACGGAUACAGGAAUUGCGAGCUAAACGCGCUGCUGACCCUCUGGGCUUUUAUGGUGGUGACCCAACUGGUGCUGGUGCUGGAGACGUUGAUAUCCCUGACAAUAUUUCUCUUGCGCCAACGGACGCAAGUACAAUGGCAGGUAGGAGUUUGUUCACCCGAUAUACUGGGGGAAGCAGUACGUCACGGGCUAGUAGCCGGAUGAGGAAGAGAGAGGAACGCAGGCGUGCAAAGGGGAAGAAAGGAACUGUUUACGAAGAGGAGUACCUCGUAAAUAGCGUGAGGCGGCUGAUUGAGAAGGUGAACAGUUCAAUUGAGGAAGUGGAAGCGUUGGUCCAAGGAAUGCUGAGAAGGGGGAUGCGCGAACGAGCAGCUGUAGUGGAGAAGAAUCUUGAUGAAGUUUUGGGUAUGUGUAGGGAUUGUCUGAGUGAUGUCUUCGAGACCCCUGCAGAGGCCAGUUCGGAUGCGCAGGACAAGGAAGAUGAACCUCCUGCUGGUGCGAUUUCAAGUGGGGAACGUGUUUAUCUGGAGAGCAUGGAAGCUCUCAAGGGCAAAGGGAGGGAACCGCCUGUGGUCAAGGCUUUUAAGAAGCUCUCUUUAUUGGGUGGUUAA
This is a messenger RNA of Trichophyton verrucosum HKI 0517, 4047 nucleotides long. RefSeq lists its product as uncharacterized. The coding region runs from base 1 to 4047 and encodes 1348 amino acids. Lineage: Eukaryota; Fungi; Ascomycota; Eurotiomycetes; Onygenales; Arthrodermataceae. The transcript has 8 exons. Gene Ontology annotation, cellular component: elongator holoenzyme complex; cytosol. Gene Ontology annotation, molecular function: tRNA binding. Gene Ontology annotation, biological process: tRNA wobble base 5-methoxycarbonylmethyl-2-thiouridinylation. The record is from RefSeq and is a predicted model, not a curated record.